AUUCCACAAAAUUCUUAAAACAAUCAAAUCAAUGAAUCUCGUCGAUCCCGGCGCCGCCAAUUCCGCCGGCGCCGUUUUCAGGCGGUCUCCGUCGCUUCGGAGCUCCGGCAAACUGCCGCCACGUCGGAUGAGAUUGAAAAGGACAGCCAUUGCGUACUCCGGCAGCGUGUCGGCGGUUCAGUCGGAGCAGGAAGUGAAAGCCGCCGCCGGGGAGGAGCGGCGGCGGGGCUUCGACUUCAGCCAGUACGCGGCGGAGAAGGUGGAAUUAGUGAACGAGGCGCUCGACGGCGCCGUCGCAAUGAGGCGGCCGGCGGUGAUCCACGAGGCGAUGAGGUACUCGUUGCUCGCCGGCGGGAAGCGACUCCGGCCAAUGCUGUGCAUCGCCGCCUGCGAAUUCGUCGGCGGGGAGCAGUCCGCCGCUGUAGCCGCCGCGUGCGCCGCCGAGAUGGUGAACACGGCGACGGUGAUCCACGACGACCUGCCGUGGUUGGACAACGACGAUCUCCGGCGCGGCCAGCCGACCAGUCACAAGGUGUUCGGCUAUAAGGUAGCUGUGCUCGCAGCUGAUUUUUUAUCGGCCUUCGCAUUCGAGUUCUUAGUGACAGCCACAAAAAAUGCAUCUCCGGAGAGGAUCUUAGCAUGUGUUGUUGAAUUAGCAAAUGCUACGGAAGGCAUAGCGAUAGGGCAAGUGGUCGACAUGCACCUCACCGGAAACAAUGCUAACGUGACACUAGGCACAUUAGAAUUCAUACACAACCACAAGGCCGGUGUAUUAAUAGAGGCUUCGGUGGUGAUGGGGGCCAUUCUUGGCGGUGGAAGUCAUGAACAAGUGGAUAAACUACGGAUCUUUGCCCGAAAAAUUGGAUUGCUCUUUCAAGUAGUAGAUGACAUACUAGAUGUGACCAUGUCGUCGCAAGAGAUAGGAAAAACUGCGGGCAAGGACUUAGCCACUGACAAGGCGACAUAUCCAAAGCUUUUGGGGCUCAAGGGUGCCCGUGAAUUUGCAAAGAAAUUGCGGGAUGAGGCUAAGGAGCAAUUGGUGGAGUUCGAUUCGGAUAAGGCGACACCACUAGCCGCUCUAGCUGAGUUCAUCGCUUAUAGGAAAAAGUGAAGAAUGAAGAGUCGUGUUUAAUGUUGUUUUGAAUUUGUAUUUAUACUUUGUUCUUAUAUGUGUAUCUGUAUGGUAUUUUGUCUUCUUCGAUAUGUGUUGGUGCAGGAGAUCUCAUCCCGUAUUUUUUUACAAUAGU
Andrographis paniculata is the source of this 1247-nucleotide messenger RNA. RefSeq names its product geranylgeranyl pyrophosphate synthase, chloroplastic-like. Gene Ontology annotation, molecular function: geranylgeranyl diphosphate synthase activity. The record is from RefSeq and is a predicted model, not a curated record. The coding region runs from base 32 to 1111 and encodes 359 amino acids. NCBI's taxonomy places the organism in Eukaryota, Viridiplantae, Streptophyta, Magnoliopsida, Lamiales, Acanthaceae. The transcript is spliced from 2 exons. Gene Ontology annotation, biological process: isoprenoid biosynthetic process.